Molecule: messenger RNA, 324 nt
Organism: Rhizophagus irregularis DAOM 181602=DAOM 197198
Lineage: Eukaryota; Fungi; Glomeromycota; Glomeromycetes; Glomerales; Glomeraceae
Source: RefSeq, a predicted model, not a curated record
AUGUCAGAAAGUAGCGGACGAACUGAGUCGGAAGGGCUGGGCCGUAGUGUGUCUAUGGUAGUUGAUACAUUCGUUGAUGAAUCCGUCCGCCGUAAUAUCGCAGUUUCUAUUCAUAUUACUCUCGUCGACAGGGACUCAUUAGGGGAGUUGGAGUAUAAAUUGAAAUCCAAUAAACGGCUAGAUUGGGUAGUAUGGACUGCGGAAUAUGAUGGUAUCAUGAAUAAAACACUUCAUGAUUAUGAUUUAGAGAUGUUUGAAAAAGCAAGAAAUACAAGAGCUGCGAAAACAAGAAGAAUAAAAAUGGUUGAGGCUUCAAAAUCUUGA